AUGCCACUACUCGACGCGCGCGACGGUCCUGCCUACGGUACUAUAUGGCAGGAGGACAACCAGACCAAUAUGCAGGAGCCUGAACGGGAUCAGUUACUGGAUGGUUAUGACACGGAGGAGGAUCGGAGCGAUGUCUCGACUAUGGGAGAAGCGCAGGAGGGAGUGCGGAAAAUUGAGGCGAUCAAUAUGACUUGGACUUCCCGAUCUUUGAUGAUCGCCUACGUCAGUAUAUUCCUCAUGGCAUUUUGUACCUCUUUGGAGGGCCAGACUGUGAUGUCCCUGUCGGCUUAUGCCACCAGUGCAUUUAGCAAGCAUUCGUUGAUUUCCACUGUUCUCGUGGUGCAGAAUGUAGUAAAUGCUGUAAUCAAACCGCCCAUGGCAAAGGUUGCCGAUGUCUUCGGUCGCUUCGAGGCUUUUUGUCUCAGCAUUCUCAUCUAUAUUCUGGGUUAUGUACAGAUGGCCGCAUCGACCAAUGUGCAAACAUACGCAUCUGCGCAGAUCUUCUACUCCGCUGGAUCCACGGGUUUACAGAUCCUGCAGCAGGUAUUCAUUGCUGAUAGCAGUGACCUUUUGAAUCGUGCUUUUCUGGCACUUUUGCCGGAAUUUCCAUUCCUAGUCACCGUAUGGCUCGGACCAACGAUCGCAGAUGCUGUGCUGCGGAAUACCUCAUGGCGAUGGGGAUAUGGUAUGUGGGCCAUCAUCUUGCCCGCUGCCUUCCUGCCGCUCGCCCUUUCACUGCUACUGAACCAGCGAAAAGCUCAGCGACUGAAUUUGAUCAAGCCUUCUAAGGUGAGACGUCGACGAAGCGUCUUCAGUGUCAUUCGACGAACCUGGUAUGACCUAGAUGUCGGUGGCUUGACGCUGCUAUCUAUUGCAGUGACUUGCCUAUUGGUCCCUCUCACUCUGGCAGCCAACUCGAAGAACGGAUGGAAGACACCGAGCAUUAUCAUCAUGAUGGCAAUUGGUCUUAUCUGCUUGAUUCUCACUCCCUUAUAUGAAUCUUCGAAGAAACUGGCUCCCAAGCCACUUCUUUCUCUGCAUCUUCUCAAACAGCGAACUGCCCUUGCCGGCUGUGCAUUAGCAUUUUGGUACUUCAUGGCAUUCUAUUUCUCCGUUCAACCAUACCUAUACUCCUACCUCCAGGUGGUUCAGAACUACGAUGUGGCCACCGCUGGCCGUGUCACUCAAACCUUCGCCUUUACCUCCACGAUUGCUGCGUUCACCGUUUCUAUUCUCAUCAAAUAUACCCGCCGAUAUCGCAUCUUCGUUACCAUCGGCUGCGUCAUCUACAUGACUGGUUUGGCAUUGAUGCUCAUGUAUCGUCAAGAAGGCGCUUCUCAUUUCCAAGUCCUAGGCACCCAGAUCUUAGUUGGUUGCGGCGGUGGCUUACUGAACGUGCCCGUACAGCUCGGUGUGCAAGCAUCUGCAAGCCACCAAGAAGUCGCCGCAGCUACUGCCAUGUUCCUCACCUCGAUGGAGAUGGGUGGUGCUGUCGGUGCCGCCAUUUCCGGUGCUAUCUGGACUUCUCUCAUCCCGAAGAAGUUACAGCAGUACCUACCCGAGGAAACCAAAUCCCAUGCGGAAGAGAUCUUCGGCAAAUUGACUACAGCGCUGGAAUACCCCAUGGGAUCCCCGACUCGAAUCGCCAUCAACCGUGCUUACCAAGAAACCAUGAACCGCCUUCUCACAUUCGCCGUUAUCGUGACUCUGCCUCUGAUCCCGCUUAGUCUUAUUAUGGUGGACUACAAGCUCGAUAAGAUGAGUGCUAGCAGCCAAGAUGACGGUUCUUCGACUCCACCCUCUGUGGACGCUGAGACUGAAGACGAUCAGCGCCACAAACGAACCUAG
Molecule: messenger RNA, 1848 nt
Organism: Penicillium malachiteum
Lineage: Eukaryota; Fungi; Ascomycota; Eurotiomycetes; Eurotiales; Aspergillaceae
Gene: mirC
Product: siderochrome-iron transporter MirC
Exons: 5
Coding region: 1-1848 (615 amino acids)
Biological process (GO): siderophore transmembrane transport
Molecular function (GO): siderophore-iron transmembrane transporter activity
Source: RefSeq, a predicted model, not a curated record